CGAAGCUCUUAAAGCCGGACCAAAGGAGAGGAGACAAAAAGGAACUGCCCCUGCCCAACGACCCAUGAUCCACGUCGAGAAUUCUCCUUUCUUUCUCUUUCUCUUCUCUGACAUUCCCCCACGAUAUUCCAAGAUCUCUCUAUUUCCCUAAUUUAAGCCUAAGGAUCGGGAGCAUCGACUCUGAAUUCCCAGUUAAUUCAAUCCCUAAUAAGCCUUUUGAAAAUGAAGUUUUUUAUAGUUAUGUAUAGGUGAUAUUUUAUGAGUUAUUAAGUUUAUUGGUUAGGGUUCCGAAUAUGGGGUUGGACGGUGCGGAUCUUCUGGACGAUGGUGAUGGAGGUGGAGGAAAAGCGGCAUCGUCCGUGUCAUGCUCGAUUUGCCUGGAUGUUGUGACCGACAAUGGGAAUAGAUCUUGGGCUAAGCUUCAAUGCGGCCAUCUUUUCCAUCUUGGGGGCAAUAUGAUAGAUGUUGUGUUGGUCACUAUGGUCAUGCAGUUCAAGGUCAUAGAGAUAGUGGUGACUUCGCCAAAUUCGCAUGAAGCACGUGCCUGGCGCUCAAGUCUAAAACCCAUGAAAUGUGGUCUCUUUUUCCCAUCAAGAUUUGAUGUGGUCUAUUGA
Messenger RNA from Ilex paraguariensis (yerba mate), 614 nucleotides. Lineage: Eukaryota; Viridiplantae; Streptophyta; Magnoliopsida; Aquifoliales; Aquifoliaceae. The record is from the annotation of a GenBank genome assembly.